GUGAGCAUGGGCAGUUGGCAACAGCUCGCUUUCUUCUUGACGCACGCGCUGACUUGGAGAACGGGAAGUCGAAUGGUGCCACUCCGCUUUUUGUUGCAUGUGAAGGUGGCCAUGUGGACACUGUUCAGUUCCUCUUGGAAGCUCGAGCGGAGCCCAGUGCCCCCAUGUCAUCAGAUGGCGCCACGCCUUUACUGAUAGCCGCCCAGAACGGGCAUACACAGGUAGUCAACCUGCUUUUGGAGGCUGGCGCAGAUAAAGAUAUGCAAAGGACAAGUGAUGGGUCAACACCCGUGAUCAUGGCCGUGCAAUUUGGCCAGCUGGCUGUUUUGCGCGAGUUGGUUGAAGUCUCUGCUGACUUAAGCAGUGCGAGGGCGGAUAGCCUGACACCCCUCCUGCUGGCCUGCGAGCAAGGAUUUUUUGAUGCUGUAGAGUUCCUUCUAGAACUUGGGGCAGACGUGAACCAGGCUAAGGAGAACGGCGCAACAGCUUUGUUCAUCUCAGCUGAGUCUGGCCAUCAGGACAUCCUGGAGAUGCUGCUGCACAAAAGAGCGGACGUACUACAAACCAUGGCAAGUGAUGGGGCAAGUCCUCUGCUGAUAGCAGCGCAGAAUGGACACCUACAAGCAGUUCAAUCGCUGGCAGAGGCGCUGGCGAACAUAGAUAUGGCGCGGACAAGCGAUGACUCAACACCUCUGAUGAUGGCCUGCCAAUUUGGCCAACUGGAUGUCAUCAAAUUCCUUCUGCUUCGCAGGGGCAACGUACAAACCAGAAGAAACGAUGGGAGCACAGCUCUUAUCACUGCAUGUGAGCAUGGGCGAGUGGCAACGGCUCGCUUUCUUUUGUCUGCUCGAGCUGAUUUGGAAGGAGGAAAGACAAACGGCGCCACUCCGCUGUUUGUUGCCUGUGAAGCUGGCCAUGUGCGCUCGGUUGAAUUCCUGUUGGAAGCGCGAGCGGAGCCCGGUGCUCCCAUGUCAUCAGAUGGCGCCACACCUCUGCUGAUAGCCGCCCAGAACGGGCAUACACAGGUAGUCAACCUGCUUUUGGAAGCCGGCGCGGAUACAGACAGGCGCAGAACAAGUGAUGGGUCAACACCCCUGAUCAUGGCGUCGCGAUUUGGACAGCUCGCCGCUGUACGCCAGUUGGUGGAAGCUGGCGCUGACAUGAACAGUACCAGAGAAAGUGAUGGAGCUACACCACUCCUGGUGGCAUCUGAGCACGACCGACUGGACGUCAUCCAGUUUCUGCUAGAUCAGGGCGUUGACAUCAACCAGGCUAAGGACAAUGGUGCGACAGCCGUGUCUAUAGCAAGACAGUUCGGCCAUCAGACCAUUGCGGAGCUUCUUCUGCGUAGACUG
Messenger RNA from Symbiodinium pilosum, 1355 nucleotides. NCBI's taxonomy places the organism in Eukaryota, Dinophyceae, Suessiales, Symbiodiniaceae. The record is from the annotation of a GenBank genome assembly.